Monosiga brevicollis MX1 is the source of this 3840-nucleotide messenger RNA. RefSeq lists its product as uncharacterized. NCBI's taxonomy places the organism in Eukaryota, Choanoflagellata, Craspedida, Salpingoecidae. The record is from RefSeq and is a predicted model, not a curated record. The transcript has 5 exons. Bases 1 to 3840 code for a protein of 1279 amino acids.
AUGGACACCUCGCGCCAUCUGGUCCCGCUUGGGCUUCUCUUCCAGCUCGUGCUGAUAUGCUUGGUUCAGCAUGCUAAAGCUGCGCAUGACGUGGAUCGGAGGGCAUGGGUGGAAACUUUGGGCUGGAACUCGACCACCUACGAAGCUGCAGGUGCCUAUGCCGUCCAGACGGCGGAUUUGGAUGGCGAUGGUUACCCAGACAUAGUCGUGGCCCAAUACGCCUCAGACCGUCUCGCUUGGGCCCGCAAUGAUGGACGCGGUAACUUUGGUCCGACCUUGACCAUCGACGCUGGAGCCAAUGUCCUUGAUGCCCGGGCUUUGGCCAUUGCUGAUCUGGACGCGGAUGGACACAUUGAUGUGCUGCUUGGCAGCGAAGGCACGGACCAAGUCGCUUGGUACCGCAACGAGGGGCCCACGCGCAACACCAGCUUCACCGGCCCCUAUCUCGUCUCGGCCAUUGAAACAAAAGAUCCCCUGGCCAUGGCUGCCGGUGACCUCUCGGGCAAUGGGUUCAUGGACGUUGUCUGCGCCACCAACGUGUAUCGUGGUGGCUUCAUCGCAUACUUCUUGAACCGCGGUCGUGGGCAGUUUCUGGCGCGCACAAUUCUCGCUGACGGUGUGCAAGUCUCCCAGAUUCGCAACAUCCAGCUUGGGGACUUGGACCUAGAUGGUGACCUCGACAUUAUUGCCGGUAGCUACUAUACGGAUCACCUGUUUUGGUUCAUGAACUUGGGCGACGGCACCUUUUCUGAGAUCAUUUCAAUUUCCCACUCCGCCCCCGGCCCAGAAUCCAUCGCUCUGGGGGAUUUUGAUGGCGACGGAGAUAUUGAUGUUGCCGUCUCCAUGAUAUACAAUGGGUAUUUGACUUGGUUCCGGAACACGCUUGAUACUGAUCCCACCCUGGACGCACAGAGCUCGUUUCCAGCCCUCGACCUGCUCGGCAACUGGGACGUGGAUGGCAACGACAUUCCCGACAUUGUUGCCCGCCGUUCCGACUCGUCACUCGUGUGGUUCUUCAACAGCGAUCUCACCGAGCCCCGCGCUUGGGAUGCCCAAGACUUUGGCACUUCCGAGCUGCUUGUGGGGGCCGCCGACUUUGACAGCGAUGGCCACCCUGAUCUGCUGGCAAGCGGCGGGUCUGCACGGGCCGGUGCCUGGGUUUCACGCAACGCCGCCUACGCGGUGACACGUGGCGGUGCACUGGCGGCUCUAGCCACGGGUGAUCUGGAUGGUGAUGGCCGCGAUGAUCUGGUCACUGCAGAGGGCCUCGAAGGACGCCUUGAUUGGUACCGCAGCUUGGGCGAUGGUCGCUUCUCCCCGAGGGGCAUGCAGAAUCCCAAUGCAACCGUGGAUGACCUUUGGCCUCGUGCAACCGCCGCUGUUGUCGUCGUCGACAUGGAUAACGACGGCGAUCUGGACGUCCUUGCGGCCAAUAACAUUGACAAUGUGGUUGUCUGGUAUCCCAACCAGGGCGGCGGUGCGCUCUCGGAGGCUCGCCGAGUCGCGAGUACCACCACUCAAGUCGUGCAUCUCUCCACGUUUGAUGCCAAUGGGGAUGGUGCCUUGGACGUGCUUGUGCUCGAUGCUGGCAGGGGCUCCAUGUCCUGGCAUCGCAGCGAUGGACUGGGUUCCUUUUUUCCACUACCAUACAGCCUGGGCACCAAUCUCACGGGCCUGAAGAUGGCCUGCGUUGGUGACUUGGACGGUGAUGGGUUUACCGAUGUCAUCGCCAAUGUUGUACACGCAAAGCGGCUAGGCUGGUUUCGCAAUGCCGGUGACGGUACCUUCUCGGUGUCCAACGCCACUCUACUUCCAGGCCAGCUGCCACCUGUGGAUGUGCUGGCCCUGGGCGACUUGGAUGGCGAUGGCCACCUAGACGUGGUUGUGGGAACGGCGGCCACCAGCACCAUUCUUUGGUAUCCAAACAUGGGCAAUGGGACCUUUACUGCGGCUCGUGUUCUGACUCAAACUGCGAGCGGCGUGCAUCAGCUACUGCUGGGGGAUAUUGAUGCAGACGACGACGUUGAUGUGAUCGCGUACCUUCACGGUGCCAAGGAACUCGUCGUGCUGCCAAACAGAGGCCAGGGCCUUUUCGAUCCCGCCGUGGUGCUGUCUCGGGCGCAACACGACAUUGUCGCCCUCGUCUUGGGGAGUGAGACUUCAGCCGGGGUCAAUUCCAUCUUUGCCGCGUCCUACAGCCAAGGCACGGUGUUGCAAUUUGACAAUGCCACAGUGCCUGGCGUCCUUCAUUUGCACCCGGUGGUCGACCACAGUGACACAGCGCUUCUGGCAGCGCCGAUCGAUUUAAACGGAGACGGCGCACCUGAUAUCGUGGGCGCAAGCGUCACAGACGGCACCAUCUUUUGGUAUCGCAAUCAAGAUGGGACGGGCAGCUUCUCCCCCAUGCCCAACGUCAUCGCACCCGCCCUGGGCUCUGCGAGCGUCUCAAUCCUUACCACGGGUGAUCUCAAUGCAGAUGGCUUUCUGGAUGUCGUGGCUGUUGAUGGCGAGUCCGGCACCGUGCGCUGGUAUCAGCACUUGCCCAACGGCACGUUUGCCGCCCAACCCACCGUGCUUGGCGGUCUCAGCAAUAUCAUUGCGCUUGAGCUGGCAGACAUUGACGCGGAUAACGCCACAGAUGUGCUCGCCGCCGUGUCCUCCCGCAGUGGCAGCGGCGCUGAGACAGUGGAUCUGCUGUGGUUGCGCAACCACGGUCCAGGCCAAUUUGAAGCAGAGGCUCGGAUUGUUGCUCGGGGUGUCGCUCAGCAGCUGCAUACUCUAACGGUGGGCGAUAUUGACCGUGAUGGAGCCCUCGAUGUGUUGCCCGCCCGAGGCGAGGGCACGCGACUGGCCUGGUAUCGACAAAGCCCGGAUGGGGUGUUUACGGCGCAUCAUCUGGCUCCCCUGGUUGAGGAAACGCGCGCCUUCUCCGUAAUGAUGAUAGCUGCUUCAGCGCUCGCAGGCAGUCGAGGCUUGGCCGUCAGCGUGGACGACACUGUCAGCUUGUGGUCCAACAAGCAAACCUUUGUUGAGGAGCCCGUUAUCUCAUACAACAUCUUUCCCGCGGGUCUUGCCGCUGCCGACUUCGAUCAAGACGGUGAUCUCGAUCUACUCAACAUGGGUACCACCGGCUUUUGGUAUGAGAACAAUGGCUUUGGAACCUUUUCUCAUCAGCGCGCAGUGACAUCACGAGCAAGUCGAGGUGUGAGCGUGGCAGAUUUUGACCUCAAUGGCCGCCCUGAUGCCGUUUGCGCCGAGCCUGACUUGAAUACCUUCUCCGUCCUUCUGUCCACGCUGUACGUCUGGCUCGAUAACCUCAGAAUGGGUGACAUCAACGACAACUCCCCAGACCACGACCACCUCCGAUCCUCAAACACCAGCCACUCAUGCUGCUGCCUCCGCCAGCCCCUUUUCCACCGAGACAUUGGUUGUUAUCGUUGUUUUGCUAGCAGUCGCAGCAGCCGCCACAGCUGUCUGGCCACGCCCGUCAGCCACAUGGAUGUCUUCCAGCGCCCCGCAGUCGCACUCAAGGUUUUUGAGGGCAUCGAGAUAUUCAACCCUGAAAGUAGCCCCUAUGGUCUUCAAACGCUGCAAAUGAUCAUGGAAGCUCUGUCAGCCGGGAUUCGCCUCAGCCUUGACAACGUGCCCAAGCCGCUGAGACCGUUCAUUCAUGAGUGCUGGCAGGCCAAUCCAACGGCACGCCCAACAGCCGACGCCGCCGCCACGGCAGCCACAGCAGCCAGUCUGGCCCUCCGCAACAGUCACCAAACCAAUGCUACCUUUGACGCCACCACCGCCGCCGCCGCCCUCAUGGCCGACACCAGCGAGAGUGUGCUCUAA